Myotis brandtii (Brandt's bat) is the source of this 3219-nucleotide messenger RNA. RefSeq names its product gap junction protein, alpha 5, 40kDa (gene GJA5). Gene Ontology annotation, cellular component: connexin complex. Gene Ontology annotation, biological process: cell communication. The record is from RefSeq and is a predicted model, not a curated record. Lineage: Eukaryota; Metazoa; Chordata; Mammalia; Chiroptera; Vespertilionidae. The coding region runs from base 344 to 1369 and encodes 341 amino acids. The transcript has 4 exons.
UGACAGAUACGGAUUCAAAAGAGGGUGGAAGAGGGACAAGUGACAGGCUGGAGAGCCGGGAGCAGUGGGCGGUCGGAGGAGAGGGCCGGAGGACUGACCCAGCGGGAAUCCCAGAGAGGAGAGGAAGGUAAUCCACCAAUGAGGGGGUCAACAACGAAGACUCUUGACAGACCAAACCAGAGCACCACAUUCUUUGCCUGGAACUAUUUUAUCCUUCCUGGGGGACUUGCAAGGCACAAGUGACAGAGUCAGACGGAUCAGAGGAAAAGUCUUCAGGGCCUGAGGAGAGUUUGUAAAACUUGCCCCAAAUCCUAGAAGUGUCUCUGCCCGCUGCUGAGCCGCGAUGGGCGACUGGAGCUUCCUGGGGGAGUUCCUGGAGGAGGUGCACAAGCACUCCACGGUGAUCGGCAAGGUCUGGCUCACGGUGCUCUUCAUCUUCCGCAUGCUGGUGCUGGGCACGGCCGCCGAGUCCUCCUGGGGUGACGAGCAGGCGGACUUCCAGUGCGACACCAUGCAGCCGGGCUGCGAGAACGUCUGCUACGACCAGGCCUUCCCCAUCUCGCACAUCCGCUACUGGGUGCUGCAGAUCAUCUUCGUGUCCACGCCGUCGCUGGUGUACAUGGGCCACGCCAUGCACACGGUGCGCAUGCAGGAGAAGCGCCGGCUGCGCGAGGCCGCCCACGGGGCCGGGGAGGGCCAGGGCACCGGCUCCUACGGCUUCCCGGCGGCCGAGAAGACGGAGCUGUCCUGCUGGGAGGAACCCAACGGCAAGAUCGUCCUCCGGGGCACCCUGCUCAACACCUACGUGUGCAGCAUCCUGAUCCGCACCACCAUGGAGGUGGCCUUCAUCGUGGGCCAGUACCUGCUCUACGGCAUCUUCCUGGACACGCUGCACGUCUGCCGCCGCAGCCCCUGCCCCCACCCCGUCAACUGCUACGUGUCGCGGCCCACGGAGAAGAACGUCUUCAUCGUCUUCAUGCUGGCGGUGGCCGGCCUGUCCCUCUUCCUCAGCCUGGCCGAGCUCUACCACCUGGGCUGGAAGAAGCUCCGCUCCACGGGCUCGGCCCCGGGCUGCACGCCGCCCCCCGACUUCAGCCAGUGCCUGGAGAACGGUCCUGGGGGCAAGUUCUUCAACCCGUUCAGCAACAGGAUGGCCUCCCAGCAAAACACGGACAACCUGGCCACCGAGCAGGUGCGCGGCCAGGAGCAGAUGCCCGGGGAGGGUUUCCUUCACAUCCGCUAUGCCCAGAAGCCGGAGGUGCCCAAUGGCGUCUCCCCAGGGCACGGCCUCCCCCAGGGCUACCAGAGGGACAAGCGCCGACUGAGCAAGGCCAGCAGCAAGGCCAGGUCCGAUGACCUCUCAGUGUGACCCUCCGGUGGGGGGGACUAGGACCAGGUGGGGACCAAGGAGACUCAGAGAAGGAAGAGGGGUUCCUGCCGACCCCACCUGUCUUGUUCUCAGCACCGCUCUGCUCCUUGGGGGCCAGUGCUGUCUGAGAUUAGCCAGGCCUCUGUCUCUCCCCCACCCUCUACCCAGUGCACUCAGUGAAGACUCAGGUUACUUGCUCAACAGGGGAGUAAGGGAAGGGACCGAGGCAAAACCUGGCCUGGGAGGGGUAGCCAGAGAGAGAGGAUAAUUCUCUCCAUGCCAGCCACGUGCCAGAGGGUUCUCCGAGUCUCUAUGGCGCCUGUGAACUGAGUACCCUUCCUCCUGCAAGGAAGACCCCAGAGCUCCUAGCCAGUAAAGAGCAUGAGCCAAGGAACUUGCACGAGGUGUGCUCUGGAACCUGUGGUGUCCACGGGCCAAGCCUUGCAGGCGCUGAGGUUGCCUUGGGCUGCCCUUGGCUGCCGCUGCCUCUACCCAGUCUGACCUAAAAAGAGGUCCUUGGAGCUUGACCAGCAGCCUCGACUUUACAAGUGCCUUGGUAUGCACGCCGGGCAAAGGUCCCGCCUUUACUCUGCCAGGGGGUGGGCACAAGCAGGCCAGGGGGUGCGCGUUCCCCUCGGGAGCCACUGUGCGCAGACUCCCUGGAAUUCCUGCCACCACCUGUCCUGUAGCUCUUUACAGUUCAGCCCGAUGACAGAAACCAUCCCUUCCUGGCCUCCGGUGGCUGUUCACUCAGUGCUCCCCGACAGGCCUUACCAGCCAGGAGACCCAAGAAGCCAUCGUCCUCUCUCAGAUCCUGACCAGAUCACCAGCCACGGAGGCCAGUGGAAUUUCCCCAGGUCUUAUUAAAACAACAAGAACAUUGUGCUUCUCAGAUUCCCCUUGGGGAAAAAAAGCAAGUCUGCUGUGAAGAUGAAAAUUAAAAGAGGAGAGAAAAUACUGGAAAAUGAUUUUUUUCUUCCUAUUUAUUUCCCUCGCUGACUGCCAAUUAGAGUGCUGAGAAGAGGUCUGAUGACAGCGAUGGGAGCCCCCAGCUCCUUCUCCCCCGAGGGCAUAGACAUGUAGGGGAAACGCCAGCUCUCUUGGCAGGGUUCUCCUUUAAGAGCACAGAGAUCCCUGUGGCUCCCUGGUGCUCCUAAUGAAGCUGCCGGGAGGGGACUUCAGACAAGCCCGCUUUGCCCAGGGACUGGCCUGGAUUCUCCAUUCAGUCCAUGCAUAAUGGGUUGCCAUUUUGGAUGAAGGUAAAGGAUGCUCAGAAUUGGAUUCUGAGAUGUAUAGGGAAAUGGUUACUUUUAAAAAUGCGUGUGUGUGUGUGUGUGGGGGGCAUGCACACAAGCACACACACGCCUGCAGAUGGGGUGGGUGAAGGGAAAAGGAGGUCUGAAAUAAGGAAAGGAAACCUUGGAGAAACUUGUGUCUUUCUGCCUGCCCCCCAGAUGCCUCACAGAGGGGCUGAGCCUCACUGUUUUCAGGGUCGUCAGCCCAAAGGGACGGGCAUAAGAGGUGGGACAGAGGAGGGUGUGGGCUCAGAGGGAAGCUGAGCCUCUAGCCCACCUGCCCAUCUCCUGGCCCCUCUGCUGGUAUUUGGAGGUGAUUGGUGGGUGGAAAGAAGGCUGAUGGUAGAGGGAACUGACUGGGACACCCUCUUAUCUGUUGUCUGGCGCUGGCCUUAAGACUCUGCAAAACAAAGCACAAAAGACUCUCUCUCCUUCCAUCUCUGAGAUCUUUGUUUUGUGAAAUGAGUGUUCUUGAAUUAGAAAUGCUGUGAGACCAGUUUUUGAUGAUGGGCCUUUCAGGAAGGAAAAAGAAAAUAUUAUGUGUAGUUUGUCUUA